This is a messenger RNA of Ilex paraguariensis (yerba mate), 948 nucleotides long. The record is from the annotation of a GenBank genome assembly. NCBI's taxonomy places the organism in Eukaryota, Viridiplantae, Streptophyta, Magnoliopsida, Aquifoliales, Aquifoliaceae.
AUGUCCUACAACGGAGGUCGAAUAUUGGAAGAAGAAAUUCCCACAUGUGUGGAGGAUGAAGAGUUCUUUGAGGAUAUUCAAGAUGUGUAUGAUCAAUUGUAUGUGCAAUACCUUAAGCAACAAUAUACGUCCAAGGCCCAAAUUUGUGGCAUAGAGGCUGAGAACAAGUCUCUCCUUGAUCAAGUAAGAUUUCUUGAGAGACAGUGUUACGAACUUGUCGAGCCUAAGAACAAUCUUGAUUCAAAAUGUGCCAAACUUGACAAAAAUCUUUGUGAAUCAAUUGAACUAUCUAAUAGACUUCCUCAAAGCAAUGAAAAAUUUGAUAGAAUGUUAUCUAUGAGUAAGAGUGUAGGUGAUAAGCAUGGUAUAUGCUACACAAAUGGAUACACUCACACUUCUUUCAAGACUGUGUUUAGGAAGGGUAUCACUAACCCAUCACCCCCACAAGUAGGCACAAACACUAAAGAUGCUAAUAAAGGCAAGGGUAGGCAUUCAAAGAAUAAAUUUGUUUAUAAAGCCCAAGCCAGUCAUAAAGUGUGUUAUACUUGUGGAGAGCAUGGUCAUCAUGCAAAAUAUUGUAUGAAAAAUAGGGAUGUCUUGAAUAAGAAACUUGUGCAACUAGCUAAUCAAUCCAAAGCCUUGAAUUCUCACGUUUUAAAUUUCUCUAAGCUUUUGGAAAAAUCAUGUGAGUCCAAUCAGAGUCAUGCAUCACCAUCUAAAGGACCACAAGCUAGAGUGCACAAGGCUUCUUCUACCCCCAAGGUGAAGGUUGAUCUACACACUUCCAAGGAGAAGAAAGCUAUUCCUCCACCAAUUUUGCAACCUAACCCAAGUCUUAGGAAGGAAAAACAAGUUUGGGUGACCAAUGAGGACUUUGAGAAACUCACCAUAUCAACCAAGUUAGAGGCCUUGAGUGUUUCUAAUGAAGUCAUAGCUCCUGAGACGUAG